Eimeria necatrix is the source of this 298-nucleotide messenger RNA. RefSeq lists its product as hypothetical. Lineage: Eukaryota; Apicomplexa; Conoidasida; Eucoccidiorida; Eimeriidae. The annotation marks the transcript as partial. The record is from RefSeq and is a predicted model, not a curated record. The transcript is spliced from 4 exons.
AUGCUGGCAAGGAACGAAAUGAAUGAGCUGCAAGCUUUCUUUUUAUCGACGCCGGCGGACUGGGUGGCUGUGGACAGAGGCGAGCGCGUAGAACGGCUUGUUGUUACCUUGAGACUUUGGGGGAUUUGUUUGCUGCGGUACGGCGUCAGCGCAUGGGCGGCAAGAGACAGAACCGUGAAGUCGCUGUUUGCUGUGGCUCUUCUGGAGGGUGAACGACUGCCAAUGGUCGGCAAACGCCCUGCUGUUUACACCUUUUCGCUGGCGGCUCACCAAGGUUCAAAGGCGUGCACUGCCGCAG